GGCGCAUUUACUACAGGCUUUACGGUAACAACAUGGCCACUUACUUGAUAGUAAACACGGACUUAUGCUCUCUUGUGCUUAUUUAAACGCCUCAAGACGAUGACAUCUUGAUUUUGGACAUAUCACAGCUUUAAAAUGAAACUAUCGCGAGUCGCAUCUUUUUUAAUUCGGGGGCGUCACGUGUACCGGGCUCCAGGUCCUGUUUCAUGUAAUGAACCGAUCAGAUAUGGAGGAGCUGUCCUCACUAAACAACACUUUUCUGUGUCUGCAGUCAAAGACAGCACUGCACUUCUGUACAGAAAACACGGGGAGCCCUCACAAGUUGUUCAGUUGGAGUCAUUGGAGCUGCCCCAUGUGGGACCCGAGUGUGUCCUGGUGAAGAUGCUGGCGGCUCCCAUCAACCCCUCGGAUUUAAAUAUGCUUCAAGGUACGUAUGCCCUCCUGCCAGAGCUUCCAGCAGUGGGGGGCAAUGAGGGUGUGGGGCAGGUGAUGGAGCUGGGAGAGCGGGUGAAAACACUCAAGCUCGGCGACUGGGUGAUUCCUAGAGAUGCUGGCAUAGGUACGUGGAGAACAGCUGCGGUUGUGAAGGCUGGUGAUCUAGUGAGUUUACCGAAAGACAUUCCUGUACUGUCCGCUGCCACUUUAGGAGUCAACCCCUGUACCGCGUUUAGGAUGCUCACAGACUUCGAGGAGCUCAAACCAGGAGACACGGUGAUCCAGAACGCGGCUAACAGUGGUGUUGGACAGGCUGUUAUUCAGAUUGCGGCUACGAAGGGGAUUCAAACCAUCAAUGUCAUCAGAGACAGGCCUGACGUGCAGCAUCUCUGUGACACCCUGACAGCCCUGGGAGCCACUCACGUCAUUACAGAGGAGAAACUGAGACGGCCAGAGACGAGGGAGCUUCUCAAGUCGUGUCCUCGACCGAAACUGGCACUGAAUGGAGUUGGAGGAAAGAGCGCCACAGAGCUGUUACGCCUUUUACAAAGUGGAGGGAGUAUGGUGACCUACGGUGGGAUGGCCAAACAACCAGUCACUGUCCCAGUGAGUGCACUUAUCUUUAAAGAUGUGAAAAUAAGAGGUUUUUGGGUGACCCAAUGGAAGAGAGAGAACAAACAUGAUGAAGACGCCUUACGAAACAUGCUGGAUGAACUGUGCGUCCUCAUCCGUGCGGGGAAGCUGUCGGCUCCGGCUUGCGCUGAAGUCAGGCUCCAAGACUUCGGAAAAGCCCUUGAGAACGCCAUGAAGCCGUAUGUGUCCACCAAACAAGUGUUUGUCAUGUGAUCCCUCUUGUCACGUUUUCU
This is a messenger RNA of Rhinichthys klamathensis goyatoka, 1301 nucleotides long. It is a transcript of the gene mecr, whose product is annotated as mitochondrial trans-2-enoyl-CoA reductase. Gene Ontology annotation, molecular function: trans-2-enoyl-CoA reductase (NADPH) activity. Bases 136 to 1281 code for a protein of 381 amino acids. Lineage: Eukaryota; Metazoa; Chordata; Actinopteri; Cypriniformes; Leuciscidae. Gene Ontology annotation, cellular component: mitochondrion. The transcript is spliced from 10 exons. Gene Ontology annotation, biological process: fatty acid metabolic process. The record is from RefSeq and is a predicted model, not a curated record.